AGUAGCAAUCAUUCUGUACGUGUCUGUAUGUGUGUAUUUGGCAAACAGAUUUGCAAAACCCUCUUCUAAUCUGCUUGAGCCUGGUCGACGACGUGUUUUGGCCGAUUUAUUAGCGGCAUGAUAACGAUAAAUCUCCGUACAGUUUCGGUAGCGUGGGAGAGAUUGUGAAGAUUGUGUGUGUGUGUGUGCCCGUUGGGGUAUGUGGGAAGCAGUUAGAAGCAUUUUAUGUGUGUGAUUUGAUGAAAACGAAAAGUGUUUCCAGCCCGAAGGUUGAAUGUUGAAUCCGAAACAACAACAAAAAGAAAAGAACCAGCAACGAACCAUCGAGACGUGUGUUGAAGGCGACCAGAAGGUAAUUCGUUCCAUCGUGUGUGGUGGAGUGAAGGCGGAACGAGAAUCUUGAAAGGCAAGAUUCAUACACUCCCAAAACCGGAUGUUUAUUCUCUCCGAACGCCAGUUGGUGCGUACUGAAGCCCGCAACCCUCGUAAACAGAGUGAUUAAGACGCGGUGAAAAGUCGCGGUCCGGAAAUAGGGAACGCGCCCCACCCGCGCGCGCUAUACGCCGCUGUGCUGCAGUGCUGAAUUGCAGUUUUGCCGAAAGCAAAAAAGAAUUGAUACGUGCGCGCCACAACGGUCGGUCGAAAGGAAUGUGUUGCGUAUGCAACACAAGCGGAUAGGUGCGCGGACAAAGAAACUCUAGGGGCGGCAAAGAAAGACGCACCGAAACGAAAAACAUUAAAAAAAAAACAACAACACGCCACUACACUAAUCCACCCUUGGGCGUGUUUGUGUGUGUGUGGCGACGCGAUUCCCCACAUUCACACCCAUCGCGGUGAGCAGCCGAUUUCGGCGUCGUGUGUGGACAGUCAGUCAGUGCGCCGAAUCGGCCAAGUGCAGCCAUUGAUGCCAGAGUAGCAGCAGCAGCAGCAGCAGCAGCAGCGGUACCGAAAGUUGCGUUCCGUGACAGUCUUCGGUCGCUCAUCAUCGCCGUUGAAUCGAUUUUGGCUUUUGCCCCUACCCGUUCGUAUAAGAGGGUAGCAGCAAGCAAGCCUUUUUCGUGGGGCAAGUUUCGCGAAGCGCGAAAGAGAAGUAAGCGUGCUGUGGUCGUGUGCGCUCUUUAGCGCAACGGCGUUCAGUAAGUUCUUACCAGCGUCAGACAGCAGUAGUGUCGCUGUUGUAGGUCCGAUCUGGGCACGUUGUAAUCGAACGCCGAAGAGACAUAGGAAAAAGAAGGUUUCCGAAACGUUAUAAGCGAACCAUAUCGUCGAAGCGGGCAACUGCGUAGUUGCGUUGCGGCGUCGACCAAUAAUAAUCAACAACAGCAACUUCAGCACGAGAAAGCGACACCAACAGAGCGCCGCCCAUCGGAACGGUGUGGGGUGUGAAGGCUUUUUUAUUAAAGCCAAUUGUGAGAUCGCGGACGAUACAGUAAAUUGUGAGCAACAAGUAGGCGCAACGCUUCUUCGCGUGAUCUCCGGUCGCCGAUAGAAUCUGCAUCUGUCGGCGGCUAGUGAGCCUGAGUGGGGUGAUCGUGAUAUACUUUCGAGUGUACUAGGAAGGCCGGACGAACUUCUGCGGAUUUUUGCAUUCAAAUAAGAAGUGAAGUGUUCUAAGACGAACUGGUUGUGGGAUUAAGCAGAUUGAGAAUCAACUAAAGCGUGAUCGAAUCUCUAGAAGAUCGUCUCUCUCGUACACUAACGAACAGAGGAAGAAGAAUUCCUCUGUAAGCUAAAAGCGGUUCAAAACCCAGCAACAACAAAACCCGAACUCUCGCUCUCUCUCUCAUACGUAAUCGUCGCGAAUUAAGCAGAUCCUCUUCCUUCACUCUCCCUACCCCGUCUCGUCCUUCUCCAUCUCGGAGCUAGACGCCCCAACCAACCCCAAGCGAGCGCGAUCGUAACCGGGAGGGUAAGUGCAUUAAAUCUGGGGCAGCGCAGGCGGUUCCCAUGCUGAACUACCGCCUCGUGUCAACGCACUUCCUGAAGCAGCCAUAGAUUUCGCGGCCUACCACCGCACAGCCACACAGAGCGAGAAGUAGAGACACCGGCGCAUUGGCGGGCAGAGGACGUCCCCUUCCGAGGGCAAAGGUCGUAAAAAUGUGCAGAGAUCGGGAUAUGCCACUUCGAUGAACGGAACUCUGUCGCGUUGUUAUAGUGUGUGAGUGCGUGUGUGUGAGUACACUGUAUUGUGUCAUCGUUAGUAGCAUCGUUACCUAGUGGCCGACCACGACCCAACCCACUGCGUGCGUGCGAGUGUGUGUGUGAUUGGGGGAAAUAUCUAGUUAGUGCAUUAGCCAGGCAGCAAGAGUGCCGGGAGCGCCAACGAGCGAGCGUGUGUGUGUGUGUGAGUGCCUGUGAGAGCGAGUGUGAGCGAGAGCGUGUGUAGUGAGAGGAGAGCGCCGCUGCAUUAGUACUACUAAGUUAGCUUCAUACUACUACUUCGGUUACUUACUACACUACUACCACUGAUCACCUUCUACCGCACGACACGCGUCGCGAUACCCUUUGCUGGCUUUGCGCGUGUGUGAGUGUGUGUUGAUCCAAAGCUUGCCGGCCGCCUGCACCAGAGUGUGUGUGUGCGCGAAGCACACGGGCGAUCCUUUCGGAAGCGGCUGAACAGCUCGGUAGUAGCUUGAUGUCAUCCGAGGACUUCACAUCCUUCGCGAGUAUCUCUACAGACGUCCCGGGGACAAUAACAUCGGCGUACCGUGUACGCAUCGUGUGAUCGGCCUGCUUGUUUGGAUAAUUAAAUCCCACUGUUCGCAAACGGAAACGAGAUCAACAACGGGAAGAUAGAUCAAAUUGCUGUCUCUGCUUCUGUUUGUUGUUGGGAAGUGAUACACUGCCAGAACAACGAGUUCGAAACACACACGUGCUAGUUUGUGCCGAAUUCGCAAGUGUGUACCGCCGCGCAUCCGGAAGAACCAUCAUACACAUCCGGAAGCUCGGGCCACCAUCAACAUCAGCAGUGCAACAUCAGCAGCAGCAGCAACAGCGACUCACAACCGCUGUCGCUUUGGUCGUCGUUAAGCCGCGAAGAUUCCACCCAAAAUUGAAGCAUUUGCCAAAAACUGCUGGGAAACGGUAACCGCUUGCGUGUGCGGCAUGCGUCGCCCAUCACUGGGACAGAAUGAAGACGACCUUAGUCGUCUGACAACGAUCAUCUCCCCGACCAGUAUCAGCCUAUCGUCGAACGGUCAGUCCGACCCGGUGGUGGUAGCGGAUCAUCACGAUGUCGUUAGCUGCGGUCGAGCGAAAGCGCACAGCACCAGUAGCAAUAGCAGCAGCAGUAGCAGCAGCAGCAGUAGCAGCAGCGGCAGCAACAGCAGCAGCACCAGCAUCAGCCAUGGCGCAGGCAACACAACUAGCAACAGUAGCAGCAACUGCCCGGCAAGCAACAACAGUGUCAGUGGCCCGGCCGGCCGCGGCAGUGUUGAUGGGGGAAGCAGCACGACAAGCAACAGCAGCAAUGGCAUCAACACCAGCACCAGCACCAGCAGCGAUGGGGUGAAAGUGAUCGCUACCAGCAAGGGCAAAGACGAUGAUCGCGGUACGGCGGGUGGUCAUGGUGGUGGUCGGGACGAGCUGUCCGAAGCUCUACCACCACCCACGGUGCUCGUGAACCAGUAUCUACCGAAUCUGAUCAAUUCGUCGGAGUGGCAAAACUGCCGCAAGCGCAAGGAGCGCCAGGACAGUACGUCCUCCAUCAGCCAGGACCGGAAGCUGAUCCGCUCGAACAGCGAGGAGCAUCUGCCGAACUGUCAGGAGGUGAUCAGGCGCGUCUCGUCGCACGAGGACUUUAAGAAGCGGUCGGCGGCAGCCGCCGUCGUGUCGGUGGAGAUUUCCAUCGACAAGGAGAACGUCAUCGCGGAGGAACCGCUCGAGGGCGAGGAUGAGCAGCAGCAGCAGGUGUUCGAGAAGAAUCUGAAAAACAGUGCGGAUGAUUUGAAGAAAUUCUUCAUCGGCAGCGUGGAGAGCGUCGGGGGCAAGGAGCAUCAUCAUCACCACCACCAUUCCGGCCAUCUCGCGCACAACAACCAUCACAACCACCAUCACGGUAACCAUCUGUACCAUCAUCUCGGUGGCCAUCACCAUCAUCUGCAUCAUGGCGGCGGGAAGUCGCAGCCGUCCCACCAUCGGCUGUCACCGUGCCGGGAUAUAUUGAAGUCGCGGCGCGAUUCGGACAGCGAGCAGGACGGUGAGCACGAGCGGCGGCGGCACUGUGAGCGGUUCUCGAAGACGCGCCCGCCGCCCGGCAGGAAGUCGGUGUCGCCCCGUGCGCGCAACAGCUCCAAGCACUCGAAGCUCGCCGUGAAGGCGGCAAGCGUGGGCUUGGGAGCCGUUUUGCUCGCCGGAAAUGAGCAUUUCUACUCCAAGCAUGACACGCACCCGAGCGGUGGCGGCAAGUCGGAACGGCGCAUCCGUUCCAGCAGCAAGCAUCGGGAGCAGCAGCAGAAAGUGUUGCAGGACGACACGGUGAUGGAUGACGGUGUAGUGCCGCUGUCCGACUACAACGACAACAACGUGCUGGAAAAAAAUCACGCGGUUGAGGAAGCGACGAAACUCAUCGAUGAUGAGGAGGAGGAGGUGGUGCAGGAGGUCCAACCGGAGGAACCACUUUCGCCGCGCGAAAAGCUCCCGUGGGGACAGACGUACCCGGACGAUACGCCGGCCCUCGUCUGUCAGCGCUUUGCGGACGAUAACUUUGAGUACGCCAAGCGUAUGGAUUCGGUAUCACACGCCAAGCUGCGGCCAGUCUCUUCCGGCAACUCGCUCAAGCUGUACGGUGCUCAUCACCGCAGCGCGGAGAAUGCGCCACCCUCGACGAUCCACCACCAUCACCACCAUCACCAGAAGGCAACGCCGGCCGCGAACAAUAUGUUUGACGAGCGCGUGAAGGCGAUCAACCGGAAGCUCGGCGGGCUGAAGAAGAAGCUGUCGCAGUUCGAGGACCGGUUCGAGCUGGAGCACGGCUACCGGCCGACGCACGGCGACAAGUCGGCGGACGCGCCGACCAAAAGCAUCCUGGUGGAGAUACACAAGCUGCGCAAGGAGAAGAAUCAAAUCAAAGCCGAUCUGGCCGUCUUUUCGGCGAAAGUGGCGGCGGCGGCGGCGACGACGACGGCAACGACCGGCCAAAAGCAACAGGCCGCCACCGGUGACGGUGGGCUGAGCGAGGACGAGACGGCGACGGAGAAGCGGCUGGCCAAGAUGAAGGAUACGAUCGCUGACAUUGAAAAGCGCCUCUCGGAGAAACGCGACACGGAGCAACGGAGCGAAAAUCUGGAGCUGCUGUCGAACGAGCAGCUGACGGAGGAGAAAGCCUCCGUCCAGCGUGCCCUGCUGUACCUCGAGUCGAUGUACGGUCGACCGGCGAGCCGCGAGGAGCGUGACGCGGCCCGACCCCUGUACGACCGCUACCGGCUGAUCAAGCGGCUGGUGAACCGUGCCAACUCGAUCAGUGGCCCGUGCGGUGUGGCCAACUCGCAGAUGCCAACCAUACUCGAGCACGAGGCGCUCGCGAUCGUCGGCACCACGACACCGUCCACCGAUAUCUCGCCGCCGUCGGCCACCUCCAUGCUGCAGUCGCCCACGGACACGAUGACCACGCCGAGCAGCAGCAGCAGCAUCUCCGCAUCCAACCAGCUGCCGGCGGCAGACGAUUCCGAAGAAACGACGGCAACGACGAACACAACCACCAGCACCGCCGGCAACACGACCAGCAGUUCCGCGACGGAAAACAUCCACUCGAUGACGGCGGACGAGCUGUGGCAGCAUUACGACGCGACGCGCGAAGAGAAGAAGGAGCUGCGCCGCACGAUCAAGGACUUUGAGCAGCAGUUCGAGGAGACGACCGGGCGCAAGAUGCUGAAAUCGGACCGCAAAUCGAUCGAGGACACGUACGCUCUCUACAAGCAGAAGAAGGCCAAGCUGCGGCUGAUCGAUGCGCUCUUUAAGAAGCAAAUGCAAGCCGUCUAGGGGCCGGGAGCGCCUGGGUGCUGCGGUCGUGCGGGAUUUGAACGAUGCCGGGCCGGUUUUGGUAUUAUUGUUUUGUAGUUUAUGCCGGCAAAAGAGCAUGUUGAUGUCGUAUGUUGAUUUUGAUGAUCAUAACACGCUGUUGUCUUGCGCAGCUGCCGAUCCUCGCACGAGAAGAAGAACGACCCCUGUCGAAAACAGUCGGCAAACGAGAAAAAUAACGAACCGAACGCGUACCCAAAAGUGAAAACUUAAUCAAAAACACGAAUCUUUUCCUGCAAUGCGCCGACGAACGGGCUUUUUAAGGAUAUAUUACAUGCACGGUGGUGCGCGGUUGUUACAGCUCGUGCUUUUCGUUUUCGUUUUGCUGAUCGUUUCAGUUCUGCGUUCUGCUUCUUCUUCUUUCUGCCUAACACUAGCGGGAGCGGUUGCUACACCAGUAGCUGCACUAUUAUCACUGUUCAUUAAUUGUAUCGCAAAGCAGAUGAGAAGCUAGAAUAUCGAAGAAGGCAUUGAAAAUGCGAAAUAGGUAGUAGGAUUACACAAACACAAAAACACAUACACACACACACUGUUGGCAGGAAAGAAACUUUCUAAGCUCAACACACACACAUACACUCACAUAUAUACACAAGCAAACCGAUGGUUGGCAAACAAUUAGACUGCUGCUGUUGUUGGUUUUAAACACAAAUAUUAUGUUAUUUUCAUCGGUUCGUUAGUUUUUCGUAAGUUUGGAAUGAAUGUUUUGUUUGCGACUUUAUUUUCUUUCUGUUUUCAUUUAUUUCGUUUCACGUGGUGUCUAUUAACUGUUAACUGAACUAUUAGAAAGACUAUUGCAUUGUUUUUAAGUAUUUUUACACAAAGCGCGGCGCCCCCUUCUAUAAUGGGGAGCUAGGCAAGGAAGGUGAGGACGAGUGAAUGUGCGCGCGCGCGUGUGUGUAUGUAUAUUUGAGUGUGAGUGCAGGAGAAAGAGAGAGAGAGAGAGAGAGAGAGAGAGAGAGAGAGAGAGAGAGAGAGAGAGAGAGAGAGAGAGAGAGAUAGAGUGAAUGCAAAAAGGAUGGAGCGAUACAAGCAAACAACGUUAAAAAACAAACUGUGGUACUGGUUUUGAGUGGCCAAAAGUGGUCAACAG
Messenger RNA from Anopheles coluzzii, 7108 nucleotides. RefSeq names its product protein FAM13A. The record is from RefSeq and is a predicted model, not a curated record. Lineage: Eukaryota; Metazoa; Arthropoda; Insecta; Diptera; Culicidae. The transcript is spliced from 4 exons. The coding region runs from base 3106 to 5979 and encodes 957 amino acids.